This is a messenger RNA of Rotaria sp. Silwood1, 1026 nucleotides long. The record is from the annotation of a GenBank genome assembly. NCBI's taxonomy places the organism in Eukaryota, Metazoa, Rotifera, Eurotatoria, Philodinida, Philodinidae.
AUGCCCGAAAUCGGUUCAUGUACUGACAUAACAUGUGAUGAUGAACUUAAAGAAUUAUAUAAAUGUCAUUGUUGUUUACGUCUUAUUUGUUUAUAUCAUUUAAAUGGACAUGUUGAAUUAACAAAACAAAAUAAACGACGAACAGAUAGUCUUCGUAAGGAAUUACUUACAAUUGUAAAUACACUACAAUUAAUUGUUGAAGAUAAAUUAUCAACUAUUGUACGCGAACAAAAUUUGAUUGAACAAGCAAAAAAAAUUCUUGACACAUCGAGUAGUUCAAUGGAUGAAUUAAAAAAUAUUUUCGAAAUAAUUAACCAAACAAUAGCAUUAAAUCGGACAGAAAUUAUGGUAAAAACCGAAGCAUCAUUAUCAGAAACAACAUAUCGUCCUUCUCUUUGUAAAUCUAAUAAGGAAAAUAUAAAUUCAAAUGAUGUAGAAGAAGAACCGAAAAUCUCAAAAGAUAAUGAAUAUUCAACGGAUAUCAAUCAUAAUAUUGUUGAUAUUAUUACACUUGAUGGAAUGGAAGAAUCGAUUCAGGAUGAGAAUGUAGAUGAGAAAACAAAGAAAUGUAAAUCGACAUCAUUCAGAAAUAUUUAUGGUAAAUGUCCAUUAACGUUUGAUGGAGCAUAUGGUCUUACGAAAGCGAAUCAUUCUAUUGAAUUUUGUGAAUAUGGAACAACUCGUCGAAUUGAAUUAUAUCUUCACUUCACUUAUAAACAUCAAUUAAAGAAAGUUUGUGCUCAACGUUUGGUACGAGCUUUUGCCGAUCAUAAAGAUUCGAGGAUAAUAAAAUUAUUUGAUGAAAAUGAAGAUGUGAUUGAUCAUUUUUAUAAAAUUCCAUGUCCUUUUUAUCAACGAGUUAAGUCAUUAAAAUAUAAUGGACAAAAUAUAACCAUUCCACCAUGUCAACGUCGUUAUGUUGCAUUUUAUCAAUUAGCACGUCAUUUACGACUUAAUCAUAAGAUAUCUAAUUCAUUGACACAAAAAUUAGUUAAUGAUUUGAAAAAAAAAUCGAACAAAAAAUGA